Paramecium octaurelia is the source of this 1162-nucleotide messenger RNA. Lineage: Eukaryota; Ciliophora; Oligohymenophorea; Peniculida; Parameciidae. The record is from the annotation of a GenBank genome assembly.
UUAUUUUCUGCAAUUAUACUAAUGUAGGAAGUCAUAUUAACUAAUGAUGCGAAAGCUAAAAUACUCCAUGACUAUUUAUCUCAAGCUUAUGUUCCAUAACUCAGUGAUCAUCUUUUUAAGACUGAUGAAUACCUAAAGUAGGAGGCAGAAGAUUUUGAAAAGUGAUGUUAUUUUCUAUCUUAGGAUAAUUAAUUAAAGUGACGAAUUAACAGAAGAGCUAGUUGAAAAAAAAACAAUUAUUAGUCGAAAUGUUAAAUAGCUAAUAGAUAAAAUAUAAUCUGAAUAAGUAAAUUGUACUGUUUUUACAUUAAGGAAAAACUCAAAAAAAGUGAAACCUAUAAAAAAGGUAAGAAAGAUGAAUUGGCUGCUAUUCAAAAGGCUAUAGAUUCAAUUUCAAGUGCGAUGAAAGAAACGUGUUCAAAAGUAAUUGUUAUAUAACCACACACAGAUUGAUUCUAAGGAACUGAAUAAGAUAGGGUAAUUACCUUAAGGGAUGGAUUAAUUCAUGUCAAAAUUGUUCCAUAUCAUCUACAAUGAAGAUCAAGGUAAAUUCAACUGGGCAGAUUUCAAAAAGAAAGUGUAAUAUCCAUUAUUUAAAUUUCAGGUUUGAUUAAGACAAAGGCGCAGACUUUUAAAGUAGAUUAGCUAACUUUUAAUUUAAGGGUGUAAGUUAAGAGAAAGAAAACUUAUUGCUUGAGAUGAAGGCCGAUCCACAAUUCUAAAAGGUUUUUUAAGAUCCUUAAUACACAAAAGCAUUCUUAGAUAUUGCCGAUUGGGUAUUUAUAACGGCGAUUUAAAUAGAUUCACUUUGCAGUUUCAGGUAUUGAAAAUUAAAAAAAGAAAGACUAAUCGGCUGUUGAAUUUGAAAGAAUUGAUAAGGAAUUUGCAGGAAGAAAGGUUGAAUUGGAAAGUUAUCAAAGAACUCAUGUAUUUAUUGAAUAUAAUCAAUAGGACUUUUGGGUUUCAUAGCUUAAGUAUGUUGAGGAUCAACAAGUUUUAUUACAUCAACUAUAACCGAAUAUCAAGCAAGUAGCUUAAGAAAUUUCAGGCAGCAAAGUUUUAUUAGAAUAGCAUAUUGGAAAAUUCAUCUAAGGAGCUGAGAAAGUCAAUGAAUUAAUGAUUCCAAACAUUUGAUAGUAGAGAUAAAAUAAUCAUUUAUAAG